Molecule: messenger RNA, 3140 nt
Organism: Linepithema humile (Argentine ant)
Lineage: Eukaryota; Metazoa; Arthropoda; Insecta; Hymenoptera; Formicidae
Gene: Cpes
Product: Ceramide phosphoethanolamine synthase
Biological process (GO): phospholipid biosynthetic process
Cellular component (GO): membrane
Molecular function (GO): phosphotransferase activity, for other substituted phosphate groups
Source: RefSeq, a predicted model, not a curated record
AACAAAGCUCAUAUUAUUUACUUAUUGGAGAAAUAUCAGACCUUGGUUUUAGUGGGUGAAACAGGCUGUGGUAAAAGUACACAAGUGCCUCAGGUGAGACUCGAAUGUACAAUUCUUACCUGUUAAUAAGAUUCAGUUAAUAAGAUUCAGCAGCACUCUAUAUUGUAUUCAUUAUAUUUACGUAAACAUAUAAAGUUUUAUAAAUAUAACGAUUAAUGCAAAAGUCUUAAUAUAGCAUAAUAUCUCAGUAUAGUAAUAUGCGAACUUAUCUACGUUACAAUUACUCGUCAAGAUAAAAGUAAACAAACAAUGAAUCUCCUAUUUUAACUGUAAAACUGAAACGUCUUCCAGUUAUUUAUUUCUUCAAAAAUUGUAAAUUGUUUAAAAAUCGAAUCUUAAUCGAAUCUCAUAUCUUUCUAUACUAGAUAUUCAAUAUUAUAUCUACUAUGCUUUAUACCUAUGCAUCAUGCUAAUUGCACUCGAAUGUAAUGUAUACACUGAAAAUUUUGUAUCUGUGUAAACAACUCUGUUACAAAUGUUGGGAAUUACUCAACGUCAAGAUGAUCUAUACAUAUACAAAAAGUAUACAUAAUACAUCAAGAAGCAUCAAAACCACUGUGUUGACUUCUAGCGUCGAAUAACGGUUUUUGUUUUCAUUGAUUAUUCACAGCUUGGAACCAUAGAUUCUUAUCGCUUCGCCUUACGAUUAGCGUUAAACAUGAUAAACAUUGUUACCGACAGGAUUUUUCAAUUGUACAUAUACGAACUUUGUAUCUGACAAAGCGAAAUUCAACACGCGCAGCUAUAAAUAGAUUUCUGCGUAUGAGAGUUCUGUGCAUUAGAAUUUAACUACAAACGUAAAAGAGUACGAGCGUUCGACCGUAGAAAUAUUCUUCAGGGAGUUAAAGAAAGUAAGAGAAGUGCCAAGUGAGAAAAGGCGCGUAUUCUAUCAUUCUUAUCGCGUUUGCGUUAUCUCCGGGCAACAUAUAUUAGAAUUGUUUCCUUGGGAGCGCGCAUUUUAACGCGAUUCGUGUGAACGUCCGACAAGCUCGUGAAUUCUCUCGGAUCGGAUUAAGAAUAGCUACGAAUCGAUCUCUAAUAUUACCUAUUACGGAACAGUGAAGCCUGUGAUUCGUAGAGGCAACAUUACUUCUGUCCUUGAUGUCGUGCGACCGUGUGUAUCGGCGUUUUCGCGACCUCACCACAAAAAAAAGUCGUAAACGGCAGGACACGUGCGCUGCCGAUUGCGUAGCACUUAUUAUAAGGUAGACAGAAACUAUCUGUUGCUAUCGGUUACUGAUACGCGUACUAUUAUCAGAUGAACAAAGUAAACGAGAAGUGUUAUAUAAUAAACAUUCAAUUAAAGUCUGAAAUGUAAAGUAUAUAUUAGAACAUUAUAUAACAAUGACUCGAUAAACUAUCCGAAAGAGUGGAAUUUGUGCGACAAAAGUGUGUUCGGUUUCAACGGAGAAUUGACUCUAACGUUGUAAUUUUUUAUUACAAGGACAAUACCACUUAUCAGUAUCAUCCAUUAGAUGAUCAACUAUUAGAUAAGAAGCGUAGGAAGCGCCCUUGGAAUCACUAAAACUUUAUUGUGUCAAACUUGAACUUUUGUAGUAGCUUAAACAUGUAAAAAGGACUUGAGUGCAUCUAGAGAAGAGACGAAGAGGACCGUUGAGAAGAUUAUCAUAACAAUCGGUCCAUUCUGAAGCAAUGAGCAUUUCGACGAAAUUUUGAUGACAAACACGUUGAAUUCUGCGUGAACAACUAAAAAUAAAGCAUAAUAAUCAACCGUAACAACAGAAGACAUCGGCCUUAAUUAGAUAAAUAAAAGAUAAUAAUCAGUCGGUAAAUUAAAAGUAAUUGAUUAAAUUAAGUAAAGAAAACGACAAAAUUAGGAGAAAAAGAUAUAGAGACGAAGAUAUAACUCGUAACGACUGUCAACUACCAAUCUUCCAAGAUGUUCCAUUUACCAACGUUCGCCAAUAAGAUGUGUCUAUCAAUUCUGCUGCUAUUGCUGCUGUACUUCGUAGGAAUGGACAUGUUACUUUACUUCCGCGUGCAGGAUUAUGAUGUGCGUCCACAUACGAAUGAUACGCAGGCUUCGCCGUAUCACUCGCUGAUCAAGUGCGAUCUGGAUCCGAUUUGCACGGUGACGGUGAAGGCCAUGAUGUUGGAUCAUCCUAAUCAUUACAUCUUAAGCCCCUUGGCAUCCCUGGUGGAUUAUCUGUUGGACAUCAGUCACUCCUGGACAUGGCUAACGCCGAAUAUUAUCAGCGUUUCUCACGUGGUAGUGGCUAUAAUCGGCGCCCGAUACAUCACACGGAGUUCUCUUUCUCACAGACGAGUGGGUGUCAUUCUAUUUCAAGUGAGAGCUUGGCUGGAUAACUUGGACGGUCACGUGGCCAGGACGAGGCUCAACGUCGAAGGCGAGAGAUCGGACGUCGGCUCUAUCGGAUAUCUUGUGGACGGCGCUUGUGACGGCCUUGGCUGCAUUGCUCUUGUGGUUGCAGUUUUCCUCUUCCUGAAAUGCAAUCCUAAUCGCCGCGCAGGAUACGAACGACUGCCAAGUUGGACAAUAUUGUCAUCAUCGUCGUCAUCGCCCUAUAAUACCGCUUCGUCGGGUUCGUCCUGGAAGUUGCCUCUGUAUAAUACGUUGAUGGUAGGCCUUCACUUUUUUCUGACGAGCUUUGCUUGGAACCGGUACAUAUUCGUGUAUCAGGAUCUCCUGGAGACUGACAACAGGGAUAUCCUUCCGCUCAGCCAGGAAGAUCUCUACAACAGACAGACCAUCGUCUUCAGGAGCUCGUCCUUCUGGACCAUCGCUCUCGCUUGGAAGAUCUUCAAUUUCCAUGCGAUGAUGGAUUUCAUGCUUCUGGCGAUAUUCCUGGAUCGCGUCUGGGAGUACGUUAGACUCGCAUGGUGGCAAUUACCUGCCGUUCUGUUUCUGCUUAUUCUGAUCAGCGAACUACAUUACACUAACGCAUACGCUUACGUUGAAAUAUCAUCGAUGAGAGAGAGUUUGCGAUUCCUCUCAUUGUAUACUCUUCCCGAUCCAUGACAGUCUAUUUCUCAUUACUAUAAGCGUUUUCCGCUUUUAUAUAUCUAAUCGUAAUUAUGUAAUUCAAGAGCUUAUUUUU